Coffea arabica (coffee) is the source of this 3369-nucleotide messenger RNA. The record is from RefSeq and is a predicted model, not a curated record. NCBI's taxonomy places the organism in Eukaryota, Viridiplantae, Streptophyta, Magnoliopsida, Gentianales, Rubiaceae.
AUUGUGUGGUCCAAAUAUAUGAAGAAGAGUAUUUUUUUCUCCCUUUUUCUUAGUUUUCAUGGUAUCAGAGCGCUACCAUCAAGGUUAGGGUCUCUAUCCGCUGCCAGAAAAUUCAUUAGUCAUCAUUCGGUUCAUCUGGUUCUGUAUAGGACAUAUCUGUGUUCUAUUCGUCACUCUUGUUUUAAAGAGUUCAGAUCUGUCUUUUUUUGUUUUUCUAUUAAUUCUAAACUCAUGGCAGAACAAAAUCUGUCGUUACGUCUAAUGUGGUUCCUGUGAUGUCUAAGAUCACGGACCACAAACUCAACAAUUCUAACUAUCUUGAUUGGAGCAAAACGGUUCGUCUUUAUCUGCGAAGCAUUGAUAAAGACACUCAUCUGAUUGAUGAUCCUCCAAAAGAUGGUUCAAGACAGACAUGGCUAAGGGAAGAUGCUAGAUUAUUCCUGCAUAUACGGAAUUCUAUUGAAAGUGAGGUAAUUAGCUUAAUUAAUUACUGUGAAUUUGUUAAGAAAUUAAUGGAGUAUUUAGAAUUUUUGAAUUCUGGUAAAGGGAAUAUUUCUCGCAUAUAUGAGGUGUGUCGAGCCUUUUAUCGUGCAGAGAAACAAGAUAAGUCCAUCAUGACUUAUUUUAUGGAUUUUAAGAAAACUUAUGAGGAGCUUAAUCUGUUAUUACCGUUUAGUUCUGAUGUGAAAGUUCAGCAAACUCAACGGGAACAGAUGGCAAUUAUGAGUUUUUUGGCUGGUCUUUCACCUGAAUUUGAAGCUGCUAAAUCUCAAAUUCUUUCCAAUCCUGAGAUCUCAUCCUUGCAAAAUGUGUUUAGUAGGAUGCUUCGCACAGAGAAUACCCAGUCUGUUCAGUCCAGCAGUGCUCUUGUUGGUCUUGGAAAACAGCAAUACAAAGGUGGUGGUAAAGGAAUUGACACUCGGGGAUAGAAUGCAGAAGUGGUUGUGUGUCACUAUUGUCAUAAGCCGGGUCAUAUGAAGCGUGAUUGUAAGAAAUUGUAGUACAGGAACCAGAGAACUCAAUCCACACAUAUUGCUUCUACCAAUGUUGCUAUUAACCAUGAAAAGUCUGUUACGAUCUCUGCAGAUGAAUUUGCUAAAUUUUCUCAGUAUCAAGAAUCAUUAAAGUCUUCAUCUACUCCCGUAACUGCCAUCGCUGAGUCAGGUAAACCAAACACAUGCCUUGUGUUCUCGUCCUCCAAAUGGGUAAUUAAUUCUGGUGCCACAAAUCAUAUGACAGGUAAUUCUAGUCUAUUUUCUACCUUUCAGUCACACACAUCUGCACCUACAGUUACCUUAGCUGAUGGGUCAAAAUCUCGUGUUCUUGGAUCAGGCUUAGUUAACCCCACUCCAUUAAUCUCAUUGUCAUCUGUCUUUAAGUUUUGCCUGAGUUGUCUUUUAAUCUAAUUUCUGUGAGCAAACUUACUCGUGCCCUCAAUUGUUCUGCCCAAUUCUUUCCUGACUAUUGCUUGUUUCAGGAUCUUACGACGAAGCAGAUUAUUGGUAAAGGACAUGAAUCUGGAGGUCUUUACAUUCUUGACACAUAGAUACCAAAGUCCAUAGCUUGUUCUGGAAUUGUAACUCCAUUCGAAGCACAUUGUAGGUUGGGUCAUCCUUCUCUCCCGUUGUUAAAGAUACUUUGUCCACAAUUUCAGAGUUUGUCUUUAUUAGAUUGUGAGUCUUGUCAGUUUGCUAAACAUCACCGUGUUAAUCUGAGUCCUAGAGUCAAUAAACGAGCGGAUGCUCCUUUUGCAUUAGUUCAUUCAAAUGUCUGGGGACCUAGUCCAGUCAUUUCUAAAACUGGAUUCAAGUAUUUUGUUACUUUUAUCGAUGACCAUUCUCAUAUGACUUGGUUAUAUUUGAUGAAAAAUCGGUCAGAGUUGUUUUCUCAUUUUUGUGCUUUUUGUGCUGAGGUUAAGACCCAAUUUAAGCGUUCUGUACAAAUAUUGCGAAGUGACAAUGCCAAAGAAUAUUUAUUCGCACCUUUUCAAUCUUAUAUGGUGCAAAAUGGCAUUAUUCAUCAAACCUCUUGUGUGGAUACACCAUCCCAAAACGGGGUUGCAGAAUGAAAGAAUAGACAUUUGCUCGAAACUGCAAGAGCCUUAUCAUUUCAAAUGCAUGUUCCUAAACAUUUUUGGGCUGAUGCAGUGUCCACAACUUGCUUUCUAAUUAAUCGUCUACCUUCAUCUGUUCUGAAUGGUGGGACUCCUUUUAAUACUCUUUUUCCAAAUAGACCUUUGUUUCCCAUCGAACUUAAAAUCUUUGAGUGUACAUGUUUUGUCCGUGACUCUCGUCCCCAAGUCACCAAAUUAGACCCCAAAUCAUUGAAAUGUAUUUUUCUUGGUUAUUCCCAUGUCCAAAAAGGAUAUAGAUGUUAUUGCCCUAAUCUCGGCAGGUACAUUGUGUCAGUUGAUGUUACUUUUCUUGAAAAUACACCUUUUACCAUCCCCAUCUCAUUCAUGUCAGGAGGAUGAUGAUUUGUUAAUCUAUACUAUCACAUCCUCAAGUUCUUUCCCUGCUAAACCUCCAAUUACUCAAAUAUAUUCUCGACGACAAAAGUCUCCUGAUGCAUGCCCUGAACCAGUUCCUUCGUUACUAGAUCCUGUCUCAAGUGAUGAUCUUCCUAUUGCUCUUCGCAAAGGUAAGCGACAAUGCACUUAUCCUGUGUCUUCGUGUGUAUCUUAUAAUCAUUUACUCACCUCUUCUUGUUCCUUUAUUACAUCUAUUGAUUCUAUCUCCCUUCCUAAAACUGUUCAUGAAGCCCUAUCCCAUCCCGGAUGGCGCAAUGCUAUGAUAGAGGAGAUGAAUGCUCUAGAUGGUAAUGAUACUUGGAACUUAGUAAAUUUACCUGCAGGGAAGAAGGCCAUUGGGAGAAGUGGGUUUUUGCAAUUAAAUUCAAUUCUGAUGGGUCGGUUGCUCGGUUGAAAUCUCGCCUUGUUGCCAAAGGCUAUGCCCAAAUCUACAGAGAGGAUUAUUUUAACACUUUUUCCCCUGUUGCUAAGUUAACAUCUGUCAGGUUAUUCAUUUCUAUGGCAGCCACUCAUAAUUGGCCUUUGCAUCAACUAGAUAUCAAGAAUGCCUUUCUUCAUGGAGACCUCCAAGAGGAAGUUUAUAUGGAGCAACCACCAGGGUUUGUUGCUUAGGAGGAGUCUGGGAAGGUUUGUCAUCUUCGGAAGUCCUUGUAUGGACUGAAACAAAGUCCUCGUGCUUGGUUUGGAAAAUUUAGUCUAGCAGUUGAAAGAUUUGGGAUGCAGAAAAGCAAAUCUGAUCAUUCUGUUUUCUACAAACAGUCUGAAACUGGGUAUUAUUUUGUUGGUAGUAUAUGUGGAUGAUAUUGUUAUCACUGGGAAUGAUGCUACAGGUAUUUUAU